UAAUUCGCACAACGAUAACAUUUUGAAAUCUUGUGCUCGAAAAUAUUAUUAUACAAAAUAUUCCAUACUUUACAGAGUUCACGUUUCUCCAUAUCUUCAAACUUGAGUUCUUACGUAAGUGUGUUUAUUCCCAUUCUGAAUUAAAAUUAGAUACAUAUUGUUAAAUGUUAGUGAAAAAUGAUGGACGAUAGUACCGACGAAAUCGUUUUAGAUGACUUUUGCUACACUGAUCUUCAAAAAAAACUGAACUGUGUAAAAAAAAUCAUUGUUGAUUCAAACUAUGAAGGAGAUAAAGAAUUGUCCAUUAACAGAUUAUUGCAGGACUGUUUACAAAUGUUAAAUAAUGGAAAAAUUGCACUGGAAUGCAUGGAAAAAGGACCUUGUACAUCAAGUAUUAUAGUACCUGAUCUCAUAUCAUAUGAAAAAGGUGUAAUUGCAUCUUUUAAACAUUGUUCAGAAAGUAAUGUGAUUUAUGGAAACUUUAUUAAUAAUGUAAAACAAUUGCUUACGGAUUUGUUCAAAAAGACAUCAGCAGUACAGAUAUUGUUUUUCAAUAUUAUAGAAAAAGUUACAUUUGAUUUAACACUUAAAGGAGAUCAAGAUUUAUUGCUUAGUGUGUUACAGCAUAUUUGGUAUGGUGCUGAAGCAGUAUAUAAUGCAAGUAAUAAAAUUAUGGCUACUAAUUGGAAAGUUUAUAUUGCUAUGUCACAGAAAUACUCAGUAGAACUAAAAAAAAAUAUAAUAAAUGAUGAACCAAUCAAUUUUCUUUGCAAUGAAAUAAAGAAAAAAGUGUUAUCCUUUCACCAUAAUGAUGAAGUUACAUUAAAAUUAUCCACGUAUUUGAUGAGUGUUUUAGUAAAACUUUGCUCAUCUGGUUGUAUGUUAGAAUCUCAUAAAAUGUUGGUUGAAUUUAUUUUAUUUCUUAAUUGCUAUUGGUUAUCAGAUUCACAAGAUGUCAUUACUAUUAAAGACAGAUUAUCACAAUUUGUUGAUCAACUAGUGUUGAUAUCAGAUGAAAUGUUCAUAAAGGUAUUUCAAUUAAGUUGUCAAGAUAUAAUUAAUAAGAAUACAGCAAACCAAAAAAUAUCUGCACUAUACAUUGCAAUGUUGUUAUUAAAACGUUUAAUCAAAACACCAUGUAAUCAACAAGCUGAUGAAACAAUUGAUAUUGUUUUUCAAUUGAUAAAAUGUAUUGAUCCAGUAAUGUGUUGUUAUAACAUAGAUAUCUAUGACCCUUUACUAAUAAAUUUAGCAUCAGUAAUCCUUAUGUCUGAUUACAAAUUAUUCGAAAAGGUUGAAAAAAUUGUAAUUGAAAAUAUUCUCAAUACUGAGUACUGGUCAGCAAUGUUUAGUAGUGACUUAUGGAUUAUUAUAAUGAGGUAUUUACCAUCAGACAUGCGUAAUGUACAGUUUUCAAAAUUAGCUAAACUCUAUGAAAUGUUGGUUGAAUUUCCAUGUUUUACUCAGUGUCCACAACAUAUUUAUCUAGAAACAUUGUUGAGGAGACAUUACUCCCUAUUAACCGAUAAAAAUCAACUACUGAACAUUUGCCCUCAGCUCAAAACUGAAAGUCUGAAAUCUGCUAUUGGAAUACUUCAUGUCCCAACACUUACAAAAUAUAAUUGUUUAUCGGAAUUGGUAAAAAUAAUUACUAAGUUACCAGAGCAAAAAAAUUAUGAACAAUUAAAUGGGGAUAUAAUAUAUUUAUGGAAUUGUAUUAAAGAUGAAUAUCCAAAUAAUUUUUUAUGUGCUUUAAUUGAAGUUACUAUUGGCUCUGAAAAGAUACUCAAAACAAUUCUUCCUAAGAUUAACACAAUUAUUAGUGGACAUAACUACGAAGACACCACAGAAAUGAAACGCUGUAGACUUCGAUUAAUUCGAUCAAUAUUAUUGCACAUACCAACAUUUGAAGAAAAUCUUAUUCUGGAAAUUUUUUUCAAAUAUCUAUUUGACCAACAUCCAUUAGUACGGCAAUGGACUGUUGAAACUAUAGUGUAUUUUUCUAGUGUUACUGGAAAUCAAAACUUGGUUUCUAUACUCUUUAAACGACCAGAAAUUAGAAGUGUUAUAACUGACUAUUUAAAAAUGAAAACCAACCUUACUUAUAAUCAUAAUGAUAUUGAAAAAUACUUUAAACAAUUAUCGCUAUGUGGUAAAUUUCAACAUAAUUGUUCAUUUAAUGGCCAGUUAAACAAGAUGUUAGAUAAAUUAAAAACUGAUAUUGAUUGUUUAAAUGACAUUGUAUGUAAAACUAAAAUGUCAGCAGAUGAGUUGGAAAGAUUAAAAGAAUAUUCCUCUCUUUUAAAUAAUAUUUGUGAAGCAAUGCAAUUUGAUAUUGAAAAUGUAUAAUAUUUUUUUAAAAAUGAAAUGUU
This is a messenger RNA of Sipha flava (yellow sugarcane aphid), 2372 nucleotides long. RefSeq lists its product as uncharacterized. The coding region runs from base 178 to 2349 and encodes 723 amino acids. The transcript has 9 exons. Lineage: Eukaryota; Metazoa; Arthropoda; Insecta; Hemiptera; Aphididae. The record is from RefSeq and is a predicted model, not a curated record.